Molecule: messenger RNA, 2031 nt
Organism: Chrysochloris asiatica (Cape golden mole)
Lineage: Eukaryota; Metazoa; Chordata; Mammalia; Afrosoricida; Chrysochloridae
Gene: PRDM8
Product: PR domain containing 8
Exons: 3
Coding region: 1-2031 (676 amino acids)
Biological process (GO): regulation of DNA-templated transcription
Cellular component (GO): nucleus
Molecular function (GO): protein binding
Source: RefSeq, a predicted model, not a curated record
AUGGAGGAUUCGGGUAUCCAUAGAGGCAUCUGGGAUGGAGAUGCCAAAGCUGUCCAACAAUGUCUGACAGAUAUUUUUACCAGCGUUUAUACCACCUGCGACAUCCCUGAGAAUGCUAUAUUUGGUCCCUGCGUGUUGAGCCACACUUCCUUGUACGACAGCAUAGCUUUCAUAGCCCUUAAGUCUACCGACAAGAGAACAGUUCCUUAUAUCUUCCGGGUGGACACCUCAGCGGCAAAUGCUUCCUCAGAAGGUCUCAUGUGGCUGCGACUGGUUCAAUCAGCCAGAGAUAAAGAAGAACAGAACCUUGAAGCCUAUAUCAAAAACGGACAGCUAUUUUAUCGCUCCCUCCGCAGAAUUGCCAAAGACGAAGAGUUACUUGUUUGGUACGGGAAAGAACUGACUGAGUUACUCUUGCUCUGCCCCUCUAGAUCCCACAGCAAAAUGAAUGGGUCGUCCCCUUACACAUGCCUGGAAUGCAGCCAGCGUUUCCAGUUUGAGUUCCCUUAUGUGGCGCAUCUGCGCUUCCGCUGCCCCAAGAGACUGCAUAGCUUGGAUCUGAACUCCCAAGACGAACAAAGCGGCUGCGCAGGUACUAAAGACCAUGGGGGCGGCGGCGGUGGCGGUGGCGGUGGUAAAGAUCCCCAGCAGCAACAGGAGGCACCCUUGGGCCCCGGCCCUAAAUUCUGCAAAGCCGGCCCCAUCCACCACUACCCAGCACCCUCCCCAGAGAGCAGUAGUAACCCUCCAGCGGGUGGCGGCGGCAGCGGCACUGGCACUGCGAAGCCAUCCACAGACUUCCACAACCUGGCUCGGGAACUGGAAAACGCCAGGGGAGGCAACAACUGCUCUCCAGCCCGGAAUCUCAGCAGCGUCAGCAGCAGCCACCAGGAGGCGGAGUUGAGUCCCGACGGCAACGCCACCGGCGGCGGCAAAGGGAAGAGGAAGUUCCCAGAGGAGGCUGCAGAGGGCGGCGGUGUGGGGCUGGUGGGCGGCCGGGGCCGCUUCCCCGAGCGGCCCCCGCUUGUCUCCAAGGAGGACCUGGUGUGCACGCCGCAGCAGUACCGCGCCUCCGGCAGCUACUUUGGUCUGGAAGAGAACGGCCGCCUGUUCGCGCCGCCCAGCCCCGAGACGGGCGAGGCCAAGCGCAGCGCCUUCGUGGAGGUGAAGAAGACGGCCCGCGCGACGGGCCUGCAAGAGGAGGCGUCCGCCGAUGGCGGGGGCGCUACAGUGGAGGAUCAGGACGUGGGCGGCGGCUCGUCCACGCCCGGGGCCAUGUCUCCGGUGGGCGCCGAGAAGCUACUUGCCCCGCGGCCCGGGGGUCCGUUGCCCAGCCGGCUGGAGGGCGGCAGCCCGGGGCGGGGCAGCGCCUUCACCUCGUUGCCGCAGCUGGGCGGAGGGGGCUGCAACGGCGCGGGUGGUGGCGCGGGCGGCGGGGCCCCGGGCAAUGGACAGGGCGCCGCUUCGGACGAGCGCAAAAGCGCCUUCUCGCAGCCUGCGCGCUCCUUCUCGCAACUAUCGCCGCUAGUGUUGGGCCAGAAGCUGGGCGCGCUCGAGCCGUGCCAUCCCGGCGACGGCGUGGGGCCCACCCGACUCUACCCCGCCACCGCCGACCCUCUUGCCGUGAAACUGCAAGGGGCCGCGGACCUGAACGGGGGCUGCGGGGCCCUGCCGAGUGGCGGAGGCGGCCUGCCCAAGCAGAGCCCGUUCCUCUACGCCACCGCCUUCUGGCCCAAGAGCUCGGCGGCGGCCGCGGGGCCCCUGCAACUCCAGCUGCCCUCGGCCCUCACGCUGCUACCGCCCUCUUUCACCUCCUUGUGUUUGCCCGCGCAGAACUGGUGCGCCAAGUGCAACGCCUCCUUCCGCAUGACCUCCGACCUAGUGUACCACAUGAGGUCGCACCACAAAAAGGAGUACGCCAUGGAGCCCCUGGUGAAACGACGGCGGGAAGAGAAACUCAAGUGUCCCAUUUGCAACGAGUCCUUCAGGGAGCGUCACCACCUCUCCAGGCACAUGACCUCGCAUAACUGA